AUGCUGCCGCGCGAUCUGCUGCGAGGCGGACAGUGCCUCAGCAUCGUGGCCGGCUGUGACUACGUAGACGCCGCCUGCCGAGGUUUUGCUGCCCUCUGCCCUGAAUUCGUGCCCCAGCACCGCGACAUGUCUGCAGCCAUCUGGCCGCCCAUCGGCGAUGCCCAGCUCGCCGACGAACAGGCCGCAUCGCAAGCGCGCGAGCUCGAAUGGCUGCUUGUGCAGCUGCGCGAGACGCUGCAGUCGCUCAAGGCAGGCCUGGAAGAGUGCGCUGCUCUCCUCGCGCCGUCGGAGAACGGAUCGACGCUGGUGCUGUCGUCGCUGCGCUCUGAGAGCCUCAAGGGCCUCAUCACCAGAGUGGGCACCCGCGUCACCAAAGGCGUGCGCUUCGUGCGUGUUGCUGACGAGAACCACCAGAACAUAAAGCUACGCCUCGCCAGCCUGCCGCCGCCGCGAGGGACGCCCGCCUACGACCUGGCCAUCUCGUCUGCCCCGCAAGCACCAACACUCGUCGUUCCCCAGCUCACCUCGGUGCGGACUUCGAUCAACAGCUGCCUGGACGUCAUCGACGUCGCUACCUGGGGCGGAGAUGCCACCAAGGCAGAUUUCGUCGCUGGCCAGCUGCAGCUGCUCCACGAGCAUGUGCAGGAGGCACGGCAGGCAUUGAAGGGCUACUCUGACGUGCAGCUGCCGUGGUGGGAGCAUCCGGUCGACGAGCAGACUUUUGAUCCCGCACUGCCGCCCACAGUCUCCUUCCACCUGUUCGUUUUCGACGCUGCCCUCGUCCUCGAGGUCCGCACGCUCGAGCCGCAGCAGGCAGAACAGAAGUCGCUCACGGGCUUCAGCAUCCGUGAUAGCCUCGCGGUAGCCCUUGGCGGCACGCGUGCCCCUGCCCACGAUGAGGCUGACCGCACGUUCAAGUACAGGGGCCAGGACGUCCGCGUGAAGGAGAAGAUCCGUGUCGAAAGCCAGGAUCCAGCUUUGAUUUCCGCGUCCGCAAAGCUCAAUGCGCUCGAGCACAGCAUCAUGCUGAGCCGAAAGGCCCUUAAUAUCGUCAUGGGUCGCGACGAGCACUUGGACUGA
This is a messenger RNA of Parastagonospora nodorum SN15, 1080 nucleotides long. RefSeq lists its product as hypothetical. The record is from RefSeq and is a predicted model, not a curated record. Lineage: Eukaryota; Fungi; Ascomycota; Dothideomycetes; Pleosporales; Phaeosphaeriaceae. The coding region runs from base 1 to 1080 and encodes 359 amino acids. Gene Ontology annotation, cellular component: RAVE complex. The transcript has 3 exons.